Nerophis lumbriciformis (worm pipefish) is the source of this 2317-nucleotide messenger RNA. RefSeq names its product chemokine (C-C motif) receptor 8.2 (gene ccr8.2). Gene Ontology annotation, biological process: calcium-mediated signaling; cell chemotaxis; immune response. Gene Ontology annotation, cellular component: external side of plasma membrane; membrane. NCBI's taxonomy places the organism in Eukaryota, Metazoa, Chordata, Actinopteri, Syngnathiformes, Syngnathidae. Gene Ontology annotation, molecular function: C-C chemokine receptor activity; C-C chemokine binding. The record is from RefSeq and is a predicted model, not a curated record.
GUUUCCUUUAACUUGGACACACACAUCUAUACCUUUGGCCAUUCUACGCCAGUCAUUUCCAGGAGUUAUCUCACCCUCUGAGAAGCCUCUGUUUUCCAAUCUGCCAAGAACAGGUAACAGCUGUUUGAGGUGAUUAUUUAUUUACCGAUGUGAUCAAUCAUCAGCGGAAAGGUUGUGCUCAAGUUUUUAUUGUACACGCAGACAACGAUGGCAACAACAAGUCCUGCUGUGAGAGAGUACGUAUUCACAAGGCCAACUUCCACAGCUGCUGCAGACAACUUGACUUUAACACCAUAUGAUUACAAUUACGACUACACCUUGCUUCCUUAUUGGGAGUCUUCGGACUAUGGGAAGUGUGAUUACGAGCGUCACAGAGUGUAUUUUCUUCCUGCCAUCUACUCCAUGUUCUUCCUCCUCGGCCUUCUGGGGAACUUCCUUGUCAUCUGGGUCACCGUUUGUGGAUUGCGACUUCGCAACAUGACAGACGUGUGCCUCGUAAACUUGGCCAUCGCUGACCUCCUGUUGGUCGGCUCCCUGCCCUUUUUGGCCCACCAAGCCCGGGACCACUGGAUAUUUGGGGACGCUAUGUGCAAAAUAGUCCUUGGUAUUUACCACAUUGUUUUUUACACCGGUAUUUUCUUCAUCACGCUAAUGAGCAUCGACAGGUACUUGGCCAUAGUGCACGCUGUUUACGCCAUGAGGACACGUACACGCUCUUUUGGCGUUAUAGCAGCAGGUGUCACAUGGCUAGCUGGAUUUUUGUCAUCGUUUCCUGAGGUCCUCUUCAUAAAAAACCACAACCAGACCAUACAGCGGUCUGUCCUCUCGAACACCUCGUUCUGCUUCCCUGUGUAUCCGGCCUUUGAUGGCACUAACACUCACUUCUGGAGUGUUUUUGGUCUUUUUAAAAUGAAUAUUUUGGGUGUAUUCGUCCCCAUGAUCAUCAUGGCUUUCUGCUACACACAAAUCAUCAGGCGGCUGCUUUCCACUCAGUCCUCCAAGAGACAGGCCAUCCAUUUAAUCCUUGUGGUUGUGGCUGUCUUCGUCUUCUGCUGGGUGCCUUACAAUGUGGCAUCCUUCUUCAAAGCGCUAGAGCUACUGAACGUUUACUCGAAGUGCGAAAGCAGCAAAGUCAUCCGACGGGCUUUGGAAAUCACAGAAGUGAUGGCUUACUUUCACAGCUGCCUCAACCCUGUGCUCUAUGUGUUUGUGGGGGAGAAGUUCAGGAGGACCUUGCUCAGGUUGAUCCACAGAGCUCCGUGCGCUCUGUGUCAACUGGUCAAGAUGGUCAUACCUCAGGAACACAUCAGCAGGUCCAUCAUCUCCCAGACCACCAGCCUGGAUGAGAGGAGCACUGCUGUGUAAAAUAGGAGAAAGUCACAUGUGUCUUACGAGUUACCCAGCAGGCACAAGACAUUGAUACAACGUUGAUUAUACAUACAUGUCCUUUAAAACUGACUUUGAAACAACGUUGCAAAAUAGUUGGAUUUGUAAAUUGAGACAAUGUUGGUGUCUAACGUUGGAUCCACGUUGUUGGUGGGGGAAAUGACUAAAUUUCAGUGGUCAAAUCAACGUCACAGCCUGACAUUGAAUAAACGUUGUCAUAAAGCAUGCUGUUUCAAUGUUGUAUUUGUGUUGUAAUAUAUUGGUAGGAAAAUGACCAAAAUUCAACAUCAGAACCCAACAUUAAUUAAACAUUGUCAAAAAGCAUGUUGUUCCAACGUUAGGUUUGAAUUGCUCAACGUCUAGUUCAACGAGUUGUCAACAUUGCUUUAAUGUAUUGUGCCUGCUGGGUAGGUGCAAGCACCAUCAUCCUAAUGACAGGUGGUGACCAGAGAUUUUUUUUCUACUUGUGGUCUACAUAACAUGGUGGUUCUAUGGUGAAAAAUGUGCAUAGAUUUUGUUUUACAGACCUAUUUUCAUGUCACUUUUUUGCUCCCUUUCAAAACAGUUCGCUUUGAGAGACAUAGUUAUUAGAUGCAAGUGAACCUCUCGUCACCGAGACUCAUCAUGCUUUGAGCCUUCACCCCCUUGUUUUCUAGGUUUUUUGCUCUUGUUUUUUUGUGCACUAUGGACAUUGGUGACCGCCACCAGCUAUCUUCACCACAACACAACAUUCCAGAUGAUAUGGCGAGAUCAGCGUCUCAACGUGGUUUGUUGUCAGCACAAAGGAAGGAGGCGAACAAAAGUGAGGAAGGAUGUAGGUCUGAAGCUAUACACGCUGGCUAAGGUUAAACUUCUACUGAGUCUAACUUUCUAAUGCUAGAUCCUGGACGUAUGCAUGUGUAUAUUGACAAUAAAAGGCUUUUAUAUUCUA